AUGAUAAUGUAUCAUAUAUUCUACAUGGAUAGGGGACACUGUAUGAUAUUCAGUUUGAAUGUAAGUUUAGCAAGUGUUUAGGAUAUCAGAAAACUAUGGUUUCAGGCGGAAACAACCACAUUCCACGUUCUACUGGAUAUGGUUUCCAAGGAAGUCUGUCAUAGACUCUCUGACUUGGUAUGCUCAUAAUUUUAGAACCCCCAACUAACUUGGGUUAAUACAGAUCCUUCUGGACGAGAGUGGAAUCGCCCCGGAGGGCAACAAGUUCCUGUGUGAGCUUCCGGAAGUUGGAACGACGGCUUCUCCCGUUUACCUCUUUCUCAAGUCUGGAACUGACCGAGAAAAUCACAACUGCAGCGAUGCAACCUACAUUUUCCAAAUGAUCGAUGACGCUGUCGAGCAGGUAACCAUUACCCUGCGAUCGAUUUUUAUUAACUGUUAAACAGGCGUCGUACGUGCUCAAGAACAAGGAUCCUGUGAAGGUAUACAUGGAACUACCAGAUCGGGCAAAAGUCUGCCGGAAAGUCUGCUCAGAAUCACUCCAAACGUGCGCAACUCUCACGGAACAGCACCGAUACCUUCACAAGGUAGACAUGGUUUCCAAGCCAGGCAAGACUAGAAUAAGUGUUUCAGGGAUGGUUGGCACUUAUCAACAACUUGGACAUCUCGGUGGUCAAGAUGGACAAACGGGGAAAGCGGUUCAAAGCGGUGCAUCAGAAAAUGGAGGAGCUGGUCGAAAAGUCAGAACCGUUGCUGCUCAACUAUUCGGAUGUUGUCGAGCAGCUGAGGAGGAUCGAAGUUCCUGCCGAGAUCUUUGUGAAACCGGCUUCAUUAAUGACAUCCACUACGGCCCCGAUUACUUCCGACGAGAAGUGCACUCUGUUCGACUUCAUCGCUCGUGCAGAUCCAGAAGCAUCACUAGAAGCUUUGCCAGAUAUUGUGCAUGAGAAGAUUCGACAACUCUUGGAGCAUAAUGUGAAAAACGUGUAUUCGACACUGGAAACGGUGAAUGAGCAGUCGAAGAAUCAAGAAUUCAGAGACUUCAAGGGCAUUAACAAACGGUUCUCGCAGCUCGAGUUUAGUUUGAAAUCUUGUGAAGGUACGGUGCUAGCUGAUAAUGCUGUUCAUCUAAAAUAAUUAAUUUGCAGAGCGAAAAGAUAAUGUACAUAAGCUUGUCGGGCAAAUUGUCGAAACCCCGAAAAAUAUUGAUAAAAGCAAGCUGCCCGCACUUGUUGAAGAUCAUCGACGAUACAUGAGCAUCAUUUUUGAAAACUUUGUGGAGUUUCGCAACAUGGUCAAAGUAUUCGAUCAGUCGAAACAAGAAAUUCUGAAAAAUUUGCGGACCCGGAUGGCUGGAUUCGUCGUUCAAUCUUAUGACCGUCUUCGAACUGUUCACAACGAAAUAGUGCAGUACGAGUACAAGGGAAAUGCUGUUCGGAUACACAUGGAUUUGAUCGGGCAGAUCAGAGACGCACCGAUUCUUUACUCGCAGAGCGUAUCGGAAGUCGUUCGUCGCAGAAUACUCAAGUCGGAGCUUGACGACUGGCAUUUGGAUCAUUCAAACAAGUGCAGUCAGUUCAGUGCCGAUGAAGAGAAGACACGAGAACACCUGGGCCGGAAACUCAAGAAACACUUCCUGCACGCGUUGUUCCCAGGACUUUUUGACAAUUUGCCAGAGUUUUUCAUCAAGUCACCGUUGCCCAAGUACGACGCCGACCUGCCUGUCAUUUCGAAGGAUUACAUCAAGGAGCUGCGUGAAGCCGUGCCAGAGCUGGAGCCGUACUUGAAAGUCACGGUGCCUAAUGUUUGCGGAAAGCUUGCCUCGAAGUGAGUUUGCACGUGUGUUGAUAAUUCUAUAAUUUUUGUUGCAGAGGAGUCAAACAUCCGCCAUUCGGACAAACUCGAGUGGAGAGCUUCCUGACCGAUGAACCGAUGCGAAUGGCCCGGUCUCACUUCAAUUGCUCUCCUGCUGCCUGGUUUAGCGAAGACGGAGGCGACUCAUCGCCAACACCCCAGCCGCUUAUGUGUCGGUCACCGGACUACGUGCUAAGGGAAUCGCAAUGUCGGUCAAUUCCCUAUGUACCAUCGCUCCAGCAGUUGGAAGGGUUGGGUGGGCCAAUGUCUUGUUCGCCUGCGCCUCAAAGUGCUCCGAUUAGUAUUCCGAAUGCAAUGUCUUCGCGCGCGAACUUCAAGCAGUCUGGUCGGCAGAUGAGUUCUCAAGACCUUCAUCAUGUUGGAUCUGCGGUCUCUUCCGACACAUCUCUACUGGGUCCGGAGACACCAGUAAAGAGAAAUAAUUAUGAAACCAUGAUGAUCGAGAAGAAGGACGAGAUUCCAUUGCAAUCCACCAUGAGCGAUAGUUCGGACAGCAUUGACUCAUUGCUGGAUGUCUACGAGCGGAUCGAUUAUUCUGCUGAGGAUAUUCUUGUCGGACUUUCGGAUCACACUACACAACUGGAGGAUGCUGUGAAGCGACUUGGCAAGAUGCAAAACCUCGUUGCUUCGAUCCACCCUCGCAACGAGAGACUCUUCAAGUACCUGCACCAAACUGCUCCGCGUGAUUUUGAACUCAUCAUUCAUGACGGUGACAAGCUGAAGAAUCGUGUCAAGGAGCUCGGAGAAAGUGUGGAGAGUCUGGAGAUAGAACUGGAAAGCCGGAAGUCCACGGAAAGUGGGCUCGAGGCCAAGAUAAUGGAGCUGUCGACUCAACAUAAAAAGGAAAUCGAAGAUACUCAGGCGGAGUGCAUCAAGCGCUUGUCAGUCGAAUUUGAACUGAUGACCGACAGUAUGUCGAGACAGAACAAGGAGUUGCUUGAGGUAACACUUAUUUUCAGAAGUUUGUGUUAUCUUUACACAUGCAUUUAUUCAGAGCAAGGACGAAGAAAUCGAAGAACUCAAGGCAAAAUUGGAGAAGAGAAAUGCUGCUUAUGAGAAGGCUCUGCGGAACGACGUGUACUCUGAGGAGUACAAAAAGACUCUUACCGCCGAGAUUCGUGUGGAACUCGAAAAAGAGUUCAAAAGCCGAAUCGAAGUGAUUACAAAGGCAGUUGAAGGCAAGAAAGACGAGGCAUUUGCUCGUCAGCAGAAGACAUUGGACAUUGAGAACCGUGUUUUGUCGGCGGAGAAUGAGGCCAAGUCGAAGAAACUGGAGGCUCUGCACAAGGAGAAAGAGCAACUCGAGUCGCUGAUUCGCCAAAUGCCCGAUGGGGAUGUUAUUCUCGAAGAGUUUAAUGCUCUAAAGGAAACGCAACCGACUGUUGAGAUCAAAGACAAAUUCCCUGCCCUCCGAACGAAAAUGGAUAAAAGUACGGAUAGACGUUGCCUCGACAACAAUAAGGUUCUGUUGAUCGACAACAUUCUCAAGGUUCACAAGUUGCAACAGCUUGUCGACCAGAGACAGAAGUAUCGUGAUGUUAUUAGGAUUCAGUCGGGAGGCGAGCAAGUCCUUCAUUGCCUUGAGACUGCCCAGCCGCCAGUUCCGAUCGAUAUGGAAGUUUUGUGGAAGGAACUCUCCUCCUCCACAGGAGCAUCUGAUGAAUGUGGUCGGAAGAUCGCCAAGAUUUACGAGCUGGAAAUGGAGACGGUCUGGUUGCAAGCUCUCGUCCGAUCCAGUCCAAAUGGGCCGAGUCUUGGUGACAUUUCGAGUGCUCUUCACAGUGAGCGUUAUCAAAAGGACGUCGAGACUGUUACUUCCAUCGCGAUGCUUGACAUCUUCAAUGAUCACGACAGGUAUUUUUCUUUGUUAUUUGGAUAUUUUCACAAGUAGGACUUGUCGCGGGCUGGCCGAGCCGGUUGAGUCGAGCCAAUUUCGAUGAAAAAAUUAAUUUUCCCAGUGAAAACCUGAAAAAUUGAGUACUUUUUACCAAAAUAAUCUCAAAAUUCACAAGUGGACAUUUUUCAGAGAAGAAAUCAAAAGGUUGGCUCGGACAAUGCAAGUGUGGCUCAACACUUACGUUGCAAGCAUCUAUUCCGCUGGAACCUACGCUAUUGAGGACUCUCCGAAGGUGAAGGAGUGUGCUGCCAAGUACAAAUCUUGUAAGAUUCAAAAAGAAAUGCUUUCUAAAUCAAAAUCAAAAUUUCAGCAUCGAUGGCCAGGAGUUCGUUUGGAAACAUGAUGGAAGAGAGCUUCUACCAACCGAUGGCGGCCAGCACGUACCACGUCACCACUUCGCCUUCCGACCUCGCCUUCGAAUUCGAACGCGCCAGCCUGAACACCAUCUCAACUCAAACCCGUCUUUGUAUGCCGGCCAUGAACAUGCUCGUUUCCGUGCAAGACAUCAAGGUCGGAUCCGCUGUUCUCGUCCUCUGGCAUCAUGUUCACAACGCCUACGUUAUUUUCUGGUUGGUUUUCUUCUUGUAAAACGAAGAAUAAUUAGCUCCAUUCGCAGCGCGAGCAACCAUCGCUACUUUGUGAAAGAGUCUUCGAUCCGUCGUUUGGGCAUCAACGCCUCGGACCCAACCACCCGCCGCAACUGGAUCAUCGCUCGAGUGGUCCGAUCGGAUAGUUGCUCCAUCAAGAAACCAGUCAACCGGUGAGUAUUUUGGAAUUUCCUUCGCUUUUCAUCUUUACUUUUUCAGGUACAACUUGCCAGUGGGCACCAUCGUUCGCCGCGUCGAAGUCGAUACCGCAAACAUGGAUUUUGAAGGCGACUUCAACGAGAUUUCCAUCUCCUGA
Caenorhabditis sp. 36 PRJEB53466 is the source of this 4675-nucleotide messenger RNA. The record is from the annotation of a GenBank genome assembly. NCBI's taxonomy places the organism in Eukaryota, Metazoa, Nematoda, Chromadorea, Rhabditida, Rhabditidae.